CUGAUGCCGAUUCAUCGUCGUCGACCAUACCAUCGCAUUUAAAAAAAAAGGAAAAUUAUUUUAAAAAUCCUAAUGACGGGUAGAUAAGUUAGUGAAUUAAUUUACAAAAAAAUCAAAUAUUACACGUUCCAGGCGGUGUACGCGUGUGCAAAUAACAAAAUAUCCAAAUUUCGAGCGAUAAGGUAACGUCGACGACAACGGAAUAACUAAGAGCAGCGGCAGCACGAAGCGAGCAGCAGAGCACGCAGAAUAAAGAAACAAGGAAACAUUUGCACAGCAAGCCGAGCAACUGCAGCAGCAGCAGCCAGGCCAGGCCAGGCAGGCAGGCAACGACAAGAAAAACCACUUCAACAAAAGAGGAUAACAUAUUGGAAGUGCUCACAUACACACACCCAUACAGCUCACUCAACACACACAUGAGUGGAAAGAGAGACGAAGCAUUGUACGUGCUCGGUUGACGGUGGGAAAGUAAACCGACAUCUUUUUACGAGCAGAGAGUUUUGCAAUCAGAAGAAGACAGCAAGCAGCCCCAGAGAGUGUUCGUUCACAGUUGAUCGGGCCAGCCCUUUGAUAACGCACGGAGGCACAAAAAGUGAGAGAGAGAGAGAACAAACCUCUCACAGUGAGAUCAGAGACAGGUUGCUGCCCAAAACCAAAACCAAAAACUCGAACACGCACAACGCAUUUGGAAAUCAAGCCAGGCCUAGCGGAAAGUGCGUGAGCGUUUAUGCGUGCGUAAUCAAAGCUCCAAAAACUGUGAGAGACCCCCCCUUCGGUCCCAGCCAAACUGCAUUUGCCCAGCGUUGCCACAUAGCCAGUACGCGUGGGGGCGUAAAACCAGUGUUGGAUAGCACUAAGCAAGACACCAGGAAAGGAAGAAAUCCAUGAGCAAAUAAACGUAAAUUCAACUGAAUUUCAAGCGAAUUGAAUCGUUAUCCUUAUCAUCAAACAGACUCCAAAUGAAAACGAUAGUGCUCAGUCCGGACGAUCUGCAGAACUUUAACAAGUUCAUCUAUGACCCAAAGUCAGCGGCCCAGCUGGCCGCCAGUGCGGGAGCGAUUGGAGCAGCGGCGGCGGCGGCAGCAGCCGUGCACGGUCAGCAGCCGGGGGGAGCGAACACCACCACAGUGCAGCUAGUAGCCGGCGGUGGCGGCCUUGGAAACUCCACUCCAGUCCCUACCAGCACAGCGCAGCAGACCAGUGCCAAUAACCUGAUGGCACUGCACUACUAUCUGAAGCAUCCGGGAAUACAGCAGAUGCCCAGCGCCACCUCGGUCCAGCAUCAGAUCCAACACCAGCAUCAGCACCAGCAGCAGCUUUUGGCCCAGUCGCAGACACAACUAAAGCAGCUGCAGUUGAAACAGCCCACAAUCCACCAGCACCAGCAACACAUCAGCUACCACCAUCCGUACUACCAGCAGACGCAGCACCAGCAGCAGCUCCAGCUGCAGCCUCAGACACAGAUGAGCCACAGCAAUCCGCACGCACCUCUGAAGAGCCAGCAACCGCCACAGACACAUCUGCCCGUGCACGCACUGAACCAGAACUCGAACUUCUCCGCGGCCAGCUCCAGUACGGGCGGAACAGCCUCCAGUCAUGCGCCUACACAGCAGUCGAACGGCUCCAGUGUAUCACCCACCAUCAUCCAAAGGGUCGCGGCAGUGGGCGGACCAAACAGCAGUAACAUUGCAGCCGCUGCCAACGCUCUACUGCGAGCCACGGCCGCCGGCAAUGCCAACACGUCGUCCUCGUCAUCGAGCUCCUCCUCCUCUUCCUCGUCGGCGUCGUCGAGCUCCUCGUCAGGCUCUUCCUCCAGCUCAACGAACUGCGCCAAGAAGCUGAAAACAGAGCCCUCACUCUCCCAGUACAAUCAGACGGAGCGCCUCAACUUCGCCAACACGUACAUCGUGUGGAGCGAGGAGCACUGGCGACGGGUGGUUUUCCACGACGAGAGGCGCUUUAACCUGGACGGACCUGACGGCUUCUCCUACUACUUUCACGACUUGAGGAACUACGAGCGCACUCUGUCGCAGCGGCCGCGUGGCAACUCUGUCUACAUCUACCUGAUGAUCUGUGUGGGUGGGGCCCUCCAUCUGGAGGUCUCGUCGGCCAAGCUGCGUCCCGAGUCCUGCAUCGAGAUCGUAAUGCGCGAGCGACCCAAUAUCAUCAGCAAACUGGGUGGCGGCACAGAGUUUGUUCUGCAGGAUCAAAAUUGGAUGCAUUACGCACUGCCCACGGCCCAGGACCUGCUCAAUGCCGAGGGUCUGAAGACCCAGAAGUGGCCGACCAUUGCGCACGACCUCAACAUUAUGGAGAACAUCUGGGGCUGGCUCAUCCGAGAGGUGUUCGACGGCGGGCGAAAAUUCUCGCGCAAGGACGACUUGAUAUUCCGCAUCAAGGAGGCGUGGUCCCGCCUGCCGCUCGAUCUGAUCACCAACCUGUACAGCACCCUGCCGGAGCGCAUCACGGAGUUGUACUACACACAAGGCGUCUACACGAAUUGUUGACAACCGACAGAGCAACGUGGACGUGGACGUGGAUGUGGUGGUCGGUUGACACCCAGCUCAGGGCACUCCCAACGGCUCAGCUUCACCUGGGAGAGGGAGUGGGAGUGGGAGUGCAGACGGAUUCUAUUGUAGGACUGCGUCCGUCUAAGGCGAACUUUCAAGACCUGAUCCUGCUGCCGAUACCAGCACGCCAUCCCGGUGGGUCAACUAGGUGGGAGCGGCGUUCCUCUGCUGUAUACAAAAAUCAAUACAGAAGAAGGAAAUCUUUAUACAAUUCAACUUAACUUUUUGUGUAUAGCUUUAAGAUGUGUGCAACGGAGCAGCAGACCGUACCGGACGGACCGACCGACGGACGGACCUAAGGGAGCGGGACAGAGAGACGCCUGGUUUAAGAUUAUACAGUUCUUUAGUUAUUUUAAGGAGAAACAAAACAGAAAGAAGUGGAAAAGCAUGCAAGAGAGAAAAAACAAUCGCGCGCUAGGAUUGGGCACGCCAUGUGUGUGUGGUGACACUGGCAGACACACGAAAAGUGUUGCCAUAUCGCUUUGUAAUUAGUGUUUUUAUUCCUCCCUUUCCCCGCAUCCCACCACAUACACACACCGCCAACACCAACCCCCCCGUAAUGUGUAAGGCUUAAUUUUAGUUGUCGUUUGCCUCCCUUCUACCCCCUCCCCACACUUUAAAUAUACGUAUCUAGAUUAAACAUAUACAUAAAUAAUUAUUAGUUGCAAAACAAAUUUAUUUGAACUUAACUCCUUUUGUUGAUUGUUUUUAGUUAUGCAAGCGAGAGAGAGAUGAGUGGAAGUAGAGAAGAAAAAGACGCAUGAAGAGCGCAGGGGAAAUUUAUGCAAGCAAGAUGAAAAUGAAUAAAAUAAAACUUGUAACUAAAGUAUUAUUGUAA
Molecule: messenger RNA, 3408 nt
Organism: Drosophila subobscura
Lineage: Eukaryota; Metazoa; Arthropoda; Insecta; Diptera; Drosophilidae
Product: protein hunchback
Exons: 2
Coding region: 960-2507 (515 amino acids)
Molecular function (GO): nucleic acid binding
Source: RefSeq, a predicted model, not a curated record